This is a messenger RNA of Uloborus diversus, 912 nucleotides long. RefSeq names its product DNA-directed RNA polymerase III subunit RPC7-like (gene Polr3G). Gene Ontology annotation, biological process: transcription by RNA polymerase III. Gene Ontology annotation, cellular component: RNA polymerase III complex. The record is from RefSeq and is a predicted model, not a curated record. The coding region runs from base 180 to 785 and encodes 201 amino acids. The transcript is spliced from 5 exons. NCBI's taxonomy places the organism in Eukaryota, Metazoa, Arthropoda, Arachnida, Araneae, Uloboridae.
AUGGAAUACUAGAAUGUAAACAAAGCUCCGAACUUAACAAUCGAAACGUGUAUAUUGCUGCUAUGCUUACAAUUCAGUUCUUUGAUGAAAUGCGUUUAAUCAUCGCAUGCAGUGUUGAAAGUGGUUAGCUUGUGUUUUUUUAGAAUCUUGAGUUUUUUGUAUCGUGUAGAUAUAAUAUAAUGUCUGCAAGAGGUCGCGGACGAGGUAGAGGGUCUUUCUCUUUCAAUAAAGGACUUGGAUUUCAAAACCCCCAGGAUUCUCCCCCUCCUUCUGGACAACCACCACCAAAUUAUCCUCCUCUUCAGUUUAAGCCUGUUCCCCUGGUCACUGGGAAAAAGAUGCUUUAUAUUUUAACUUUGAAACAGGAAAUAAGAAGCUCAUUCAAGGAAUCUGGCUAUAACAUUCCUCCAGCAUCAGUAAAAAAGGAUAUUGAACGAUACACUGAUAAAUACCAACAGGUUCAUGCAACCGAUCAAAUUGUGUGGGAUAAAUCUCUUUUUCCUAAAGAGUUAUUUGAUAAGCCAAGAAAGAAGAAGAAAAGAGUAGUUAAGAAAAGCCUUGAGAAAGAAGCUGUGGUUGAGAAACUAAAGGUACUAGAAGCUAAAGAAGAGGAAACAAAGGGAAAAGAAGGAGAAGACGAAGAGGAGGAGGAGACAGACAGAGAAAAUGAAGAAUAUGAUGAAGAAGAACUGGAAGAAGAAACAGACUAUGCAACUAGUUAUUUUGACAAUGGAGAAAACUAUUUAGAUGAGGAAGAUGAUAACUUGGAUGAAGUGGAAUAUUAACCAGAAAAGAGCUUAUCUUGUUUUGUGAAAAUAUAUAUUAAGUUGUUGUAAAUUAAUAACUAUUUUUCUAUUUGUGUGGCAUUUGGCAGAAAUAAAUGCAGUCUAAUAUUAUUAUUAGUACAUUUUC